GAGGGAGGGUGAAGAGAGAGAAAAUGAGGAGAGAGAGAGCCUGAGCACUGUGUUCUAUUUUAUUUUUGGUAUUUUCCCGAAGUUGCAGAGAUUGAGCGAUAAAUGGCGAAAAUUGUGAAGAAUCGAGUCGAUACGUGUUGGUCGAGACUCAGGCAAGCAUUUCGCCCAUGCCUUUCCUCUUUCUAGACCGGCCGUUUCGCUUCUGCGUUAACCUAAUGAAAAGCAUCUCUCUUUGUUGAAACCCUAACGCGAAAGAAGUUUUUGCCGGAGCUUCAAGUUAUUCUUGUCCUGAAAUUACAGUCUUGUUGGUUCCCUAGUCACUGUUUAGGAUUAAAGAUUUGGCGGGGCUCCUUUUUGCAGGCUUUUACUUAUAGUUUUGGAGAUCGGGUUAGAGUUUAGGGAUUCUGUUUCAGGAUGAGGGAUUUGGCUAGAAAUGUGGAGGAUCGGCCUGAAACUUUUGCGGAAUUUUUGGUAAUUUAAGUUAGUGGCGAAGAGAAAUGGUGAUGUUUUGUGAAUGCUCCUAGGAGGAGGGCUUUUUGUUUCAAUGUCCACUUGUUUUCGGCUCUGUGUGAUUUGUGGAGACGAUAGUUCUGUAUUAAUUAGGCCCGUUGCAUGAGUUUAUCUCUGUUUUCCUCUUGUACUCUGAAUCUACCUUGUAUUGAGUUCCUUCAAUGGUUUUGAAGCCCUAGUUUCUUGUUCGAAUUCUCUAUAAACGUUUUGUUUUCCCAUCGGUUAGGGUUUUGUCUCCUUUAAGGGAGCGGCAUAUGUGUGGAGAUCAUGCCGCUUGUCUGAAUUCCCCUUCUCUGUUGUUCCUUCCUCGUUGCUCUCGUGUUCCACUAUCAUUUUACCUAGUUCCUUACCCAGAUACUCUGAGAUGAAAGUGAAACCCUAGGUCUUAAAAGCCUCUUAAGCGUUUUGUUUCUGUAAGGGUUAGAGUAAUGUGUAAAGAUCAUGCUUGUUACCUGACUUUCCCCUUUCAUUUGUUGUAUUGUAGUAAUAUCCAUGUUCAAGUUACAUUUUGUGGAGUUCUGCCUGAGAUUUUACUUGUACGGUCGUAUAGGUUCAUUGGAUGGAACUGAAACUGUAGAACUGUAGUUAUUAGACUUUCUUUAAGCAAAAGUUACUCGGAGAACUACUAAAGAUCCAGAAAUCAAUGCCGUUUCCUAUGAAGAUCCAGCCUAUCGAUUCCUGUGGUUCUAUGGGAUUGGUCAGGCCUGAACCUGUAACAAAGCCUGUUGUAAAAUCAAGGCUUAAGAGGCUUUUUGAGCGCCAAUUUCCUGGUGUUCUUUGGGGUUCUAAUGUAGAAAAGCAGGGAGAUCAGCAGCAUCAUGAGCAAGAAGAAGGUUCUGGUUCUUUUAUCACAAAGGUGAUUAAGAACAGAGAAAACCGAGAGGUAGGGCAUGAGGAAACAGAGCCGAGCUCUGUUUGUUUGGCGAAAAUGGUGCAAAACUUUAUGGAGGAGAAUGAGAAGCCAGGUCGCUCUAGGUGCAACUGCUUCAAUGGAAAUUGCAGGGAUGAUUCCGAUGAUGAGUUUGACGAUGAACCCUCUGCUUCAUCUCUCUUAUCGAGCGAGCGAUACGAGACUCUCAAGAGCCUGGUGGUUUGUGCUAGCGUAGUAGAGAAGAACCUUUUGGCUGAUACCUCAAAGAUUAUAGAGAGCCUGAACCAGGCUAAGAACAACAGCUAUAUCUGCUGUAGUAAAGAAGACUGCACCAACUCUUGCCUGAAGAGCACAGUCGCAAGCAAGCUUCAAGCCCUAGGUUAUGACGCUUGUGUGUGUAAAUCUAUAUGGCAUAAAUCCUCCUCUCACCCAGCAGGGGAAUAUGAGUACAUAGACGUAGUUACACAAGGGGUCGGCCCAAACCCUAAACCCGACCGCCUCAUCGUAGACAUAGACUUCAAAUCCGAGUUUGAGAUUGCACGAUCAACCCGUCACUAUGGGGCUGUCCUGCAAUCCCUGCCGUCCAUCUUCGUGGGCCGCCCGGAUCGCCUCCACCAGAUCGUUGCCAUAGUCUCUGAAGCCGCAAAGCAAUCCCUGAAAAAGAAGGGCCUCCACGUCCCUCCAUGGAGAAAACCAGAUUACAUGCGCGCUAAAUGGCUUUCCCCUUACCUCAGAAGCCCUCAAGACGAGGGUUCAUCGGGCUCAUGUGUUGCUGAAACAUUCCCAGACUCUGUAAUGGUCGCCAUUAAACCUGGCUCUACAGGAUGGGGUUCUGGAUUUUCAGGCGACUUUGAGUUUGAGCUCGUGGGUUCUCAGAAGAGUGAGGGGAAAAAUGAUGAGAGAGAUAGUGGGGGCGUUCCAGUGAGUGGAAGUUCAGGGAAAGAAGAAGAGGGGCAGAUUAAGGUGGUGGUUACAGAGUGGCAGCCGCCCGCUCUGAAGCCCAAGGCGUCUUUGCGGGGGAAGAAUCUCGUUACUGGUUUGGCUUCUGUUCUCAGAGAUGACAACCCUAAAUCCUAGUUUCUCUCUCUGCCCCCUUCUCUCUAAAUACAACAUAAAAGCCCCAAAAUUCCAAACAACCCUCUCUCUCUCUAGAAGCAAACCCCAAAUCCUGAUUCUCUCCUGGGAUUCCUCUUUUUGUCUAUAGAGACUCUUCUCUGCGCUCUUUUUCUCGCCCCACGAACUCAGAGAGGCGAUUGACAUUUUUCUUUUCUUUUUCUUUUCUUUCUUUUUUUUUUUUUUUUUUUUUUUUUUUUUUGGGAUUGGGGCUCGAAGGAAAGAGUAGCGAUCCUCGGCCCAUUCCAAGAGAGAAAAUUAAAGUCCUUUCCAAUAACACUUUCAGUUUUCUAAUAUCCACCGCUUCCCCCUCCAUUCUCUUUUAAAAUUUCUCUUCCCCCAUCCAUCUCUAUAAAACCCCCAUCUAUCUCCAUAAAAAAAUUGUCAUUUUUCUAGGUUUUUCUCUAUACUCGGGAGUCUUAAUGUCGGAUUAACGACUUUUUUUUUUGUUUUUUCUGUUCCCUCUUCCUCUGCUUUCGUUUCCUUUUUUACCAGAGAAGCAGGAGAUUUUGGAUUAUGUAAGAAUCGUGUUAAUUAUAUAAUUACUUUACGGGAGUUAUUAGCCCCCAUUAAAUAAAACUGCCAGUUUCUGAGCC
Messenger RNA from Amborella trichopoda, 3090 nucleotides. RefSeq lists its product as uncharacterized. The record is from RefSeq and is a predicted model, not a curated record. Lineage: Eukaryota; Viridiplantae; Streptophyta; Magnoliopsida; Amborellales; Amborellaceae.